Messenger RNA from Acanthaster planci (crown-of-thorns starfish), 897 nucleotides. RefSeq lists its product as uncharacterized. Lineage: Eukaryota; Metazoa; Echinodermata; Asteroidea; Valvatida; Acanthasteridae. The record is from RefSeq and is a predicted model, not a curated record.
AUGUCUGGCAACAUGAAUCGUAUAUUUCUCUGGUGCGUGCCCCGUACGUGCUCCACCGUUCUCCUGAAGUGUCUCAGUUUUGUCGACGGUAUCCAGGUCGUGAACGAACCGUACAACUGUGCUUUCCACGUGGGACCGGAGAGGAAGAAGUCGGACUGGCCCGAUCUGAACAACCCCAUGGACAAGCGUCUGUUUGAGACGUACAAUCAUGCAAGUAACGACGAUGACAUCCAAGGUUUCGAUGAUAAACACUCUACGUACGGCUGGAUCCGAGACCAGAUACUCGAGGCGUCUUACAGAGACAAGAACAUUCUGGUGUGUAAAGACAUGGCACACUAUCUGGACUCAAGGUACGAUGAACUCCCCCAGGGCUUCAAAUACAGCUUCCUAAUUCGCCACCCAGCAAAAGUACACCUAUCAUGGAAACAGCAUCUGGAGAAUUUUUUCCCCAGUCUCACAAAUGACAUACAGAGCCUACCGGAAUAUAUCUUUCCUGCAGGCCGUGGAUUCAAGGAGCUUUACGAGUUGGCGAUGUACGUUGAGAAGCAUCUUGGGCAAGACCCAGUAAUCAUAGACUCAGAUGAUCUUCUGGCUGACCCCGAAGGCAUCCUGUCGGCCUAUUGUCGGGAGAUGGGCAUUCCCUACAGCCGAGAACUUCUGUCUUGGGAUUCAAGCGACUCAGUCACCAAAACAUGGAUCACCCCAAAGAUAUUGAUGAAUGCCAAUAAGGUUGUCAGGUUCUUCAACAAGGCAUUCCGGAGUUCCGGAUUCGAGCAGCCUAGCAAUGCCGAACCGAUGAACGAGAGCCUUCCCGAAGAUGUCCGCCAGUGCGUAGAAGCCUCCUUGAGUUACUACGAGAAACUGCGUGAGAAACGGAUAAAACCCGCACCCAAAUAA